AGAAGGAGGAGGAGGAGUUGCAUCUAAUCUGGAUUAAAGAGUCAUCUCUGCGGUCAGGAUUCCCUGUAAUGGCAUUAUGAUGAACUGAACUGGGCUGCAGCGAGCAGCGACGUCUAAACAGCAGCAGGUUGAAUGGUUUUUGUCAAGUUUGGGUGAAUUUUCUUGACAAGGAGGAGCUGUAGUGCAGGGGCGGUAAAGUUGUGUUGGGUAAUUGCUGCCACACAGAUGGAUGGAAACCGGUGAGCACCAGCAGCAGCAAACAUACUGCGCUCUGCAGCAGCAGGCGGACUGAACACUGCAGCCCGCGUUUCAUGCACGCUUCUGCAUUUAACGAUGAAAGCACCGUUCACGAAUAAACAAGGCCUUCUUUUUAAACAUGCCACAAUCAGGGUAUGUCUCAAUAAACUACCAAUUAUAAGCAGCUAGACCUACAGUUUCUGGUUUGUAUUCAUCAUGGAGGAGAGCAAGCUUAUCUUCAGCCUGGACCACCUUGAUGAAGGUCCCUCAGUCGUCUUUUCCAAAGACAAACCACUAACUCUGGAGUGUCAGCAUGACCUCAGUCUAAGAAUGAAUCUAGAGCUGAACCAAAACCCCCGCACUCAGCCCCUCUACCUGCCCCACUCUCCUUCAUCUCCAGGAUCCUUAUCUGAUUUGACAGCAUCAUCAGCAGACCUCCUCAUCUCAACUGGCUUGGUCAAAUCCUCCUCCACAGACCUAAAGCCGACGGAGAGCAGCACCCUGAGAGAUAAACCCUUCCUCAGCCUGGUCAAGUCCCUCAGUACAGAGAUCUCCCGCCGGGGUGAGCCUGACGACAAUCUCUCAAAGUCAGACUCCAAGCUGCAUUUACAUCCCUGGAAGCAGGCUACUCAUCCAAAGUUGCCAGACUAUGGGGCUGUAUCAGGGAUGCUGAGUGAAAAUGAAGACUGGGCAUCUCCUUUGUCUGCCGGCAUCAUGUCUCCUACUGAACCACGGGGCAGUUCCCUGAUUGCUGAGCUGGAGGACACCAGGAGAAGGUUUUCAGAGGCCAUGCAAGAUCCAUUGAGCAUGCUGAGUAAGAUCAUGGGGGACGAGAGCUCUGGAAACCCCAAGCAGGGUAGAGGGUCUGGUACAGGAGACUCACCAGCCUCCCAGGGCAGCUGUGAAAGAGACGGGAGCAGUGAAGAUUCUGACCUCAGAUGUAGAAAGAGAAUGGACAGUGAACACAUAACUGUGUGUGAUGCUCCACUCAAAAGACUCCAAAAAGAUUCACUGAUGCAAUCUUCAAUGUUCUCAAAACAAAACACCCAAAGCAUAGAGAAGCAUCUGGAAAUCUGCACCUUUGGGGAUGUGAUCCAAGUGGUGGAGCUUCAGAACAGAUCCACAGAGAGACAUCAUAAAAGUUACUCCUAUCCUCAAGUCUCGUUUUCAGGAUCAUCAUUGCCUUUUUACUGGCUCAUCCCCGUAAGUCUACUGGCUUACGGGCUCUUCGUUCUUCCUCUGCCUCCGUACUUGUCCGGUCUGUCCAUGGGGAUUGCAUGCGGCUUCAUAUUGGGCUUGGUGGUGGUCUUUGUGUUUGCCCCACGACGCGCCGGCAGUAGAGGCAAACAGGGGUGUCAAAGCAGGUCCAGACCCAUGAACGUGGAUCCGCUGGAUGGAAAGCUCAUGGAUACAGAGAUCAUUGAGGGCUGGAUGAAUGAGGCGCACAGCUACGAUCCUGAUACCUUUCACCCCUCCAUAAUGCGUUCAGUGUAUGUGACGCUGGAUAGCAGCCGGCUGCGCUUGGCAGAACCCCAUGCCAACAUCCCCCGGUGGGCAACUUUCAAUGAGCCACUCCACAAGUCCGUGUUUUUGCACUCCCGUACUUACCAGCUGACUAACAGUAAGGUGUCUCUGGUGCCUCCUGGUUUAGCUCGCAAGAGGAUUUGGAACAAGAAGUACCCCAUCUGCAUCACUCUGGCUGAGGGGGAGCUGGGGGUGGACAGCCUAUUGGAAGAGCAGGAGGAGGGUGAAACAGUAGAGAGGUCCACCAUCCCCAGCCAUCAGUCCUCUGUCACUCUGUAUCUGUUUGGCCGCACAGGAAGAGAGAAAGAGGAGUGGUUUCAGCACCUUCUAUCUGCCUCGAAGGCUGCAGUCCAAAGUGAAUCGAACACAGAGGAGAACGCAGAAGCACAGAGUGGAGGAGAGGCUGUAAAGGAAGGCACAGAAGAGAUUCCUGACUUAUCGAUUAAAACAAGAACGCUGUUGGACUACAGCACCUACAUGAUGCAGCCGAUUGACUCAGAUAGAUACAGUCCCAUGCCCAGCCCCAGCUGCAGUGCCAAAGGAAGCCCCUCAGCUGGCAAAAAGAUCUCCACUGAAGAUCGUGCUACUGGGAGUGAAGCUGGAGGUGACUCCGGGGCAAUAACUGAGCCAGGUGGAUGCUCUGCAGACGGCCAGCCCGCCUGGAUAAAUUCCCUGGUGGGGAGGAUUUUCUGGGACUUUCUUAGAGAGAAAUACUGGGCUGAUCAGGUGGCUCACAAAAUCCAGAAGAAACUCAGCAAGAUCAAGUUUCCUUACUUCAUGAACGAGUUGACGCUGGCUGAUCUGGACAUGGGAAGCUGCCUUCCUCAGGUCUUAACCACAUCAAAACCUACACUGGACCGCAGAGGUUUGUGGCUGGACCUGGAGUUAGUGUACACAGGCUGCCUUCAGAUGACCCUGGAGACUAAGAUGAACCUGUGUAAGCUUGGCAAAGAGGGAGAAGGUGAAGCUCACAGCAUUCCUGAGAACCUGCAAAUGGGCUCUAAGCCGAGGCUGUGUAUAUUGGCAGAUAGCGAUGAAGAGUCCUCCAGUGGGUCUUCUGAUGAAGACGAAAUACCCCCAUCUGAUCCACAGAGUUCACUAGUUGAUAAAAAUACUCCUGCAGCAGCUGAUGGGCACACAGGUGGUAGCACAGGCAGGAAAAUCCUGAGAUUUGUGGACAAGAUAGCAAAAUCCAAAUACUUCCAAAAGGCCACAGAAAAUGAGUACAUCAAGAAGAAAAUAGCUGAGGUCUCCAACAUGCCUCUAAUGCUCAGUGUGGAGGUCCUGGAACUUUCUGGAACCCUUACCAUAAACAUACCUCCUCCUCCUACUGAUAGGAUAUGGUACAGUUUCCGGGAGCCUCCAAGGUUAGACCUCCAUGUGCGCCCCAUGCUUGGAGAGAGGGAAGUCACCUUCACUCAUGUGACAGAGUGGAUUGAGAAAAAACUGCAGUGUGAGUUCCAGAAAGUAUUCGUCAUGCCCAACAUGGAUGAUUUAUAUCUGCCCCUGAUGACAUCCGGCCUGGAAAAACCGCCUGCAUCCAGCCAUUCUUCUGUGAUUUCAUCUUCCCACCAAUCUUCCAUGGAGUCUCAGGAAUACUUGUCAGAAUAGCACUACCUCGUGGCUGCAGAGCAUGUUAUGUUGAAGAAAACUAGAUGUUGUGCAUCUACUGUGAUGAAUGUUUGAAAGAGCGUUAGGAUGCAGCAGAUUGGUGGUCAUACUAAAUGACCUGGUAAUUAGCGCAGGAAAGAUGCUUCCUGAAUCCAUGCUGAACUGAAACUGUGACCUUGGGACCGUCAGAAUUGCUGGUGACCAGGAUGACUGCCCCCUUAAAAAGACCACGUUGUGAAUAAGUAAAAUAAAUGUAUUAUUCUGCAAGAAUUUUAGCCCUUCUUUCAGGCCUCCUCUGGCAGGGGUUGCGGCAUUGCCUUUAGAGGAUUUUUUUUUUCAGUGGCCCCUACGAAUAAAGCAGAGGUUAUAGUGUUAAAAAUAAAACUUCGGACCCCUAAAGUGCAAAUAUAUUCAUAUAUAUUCAAUAUUCAUAUGACACAUUUGCUUCUUGCAUUGUAGUUGUUAGAUUUAAGUGUGAACACAAGUUUUCUUCCUCUCACCAUAAAGGCUCUUUUCUCCUGGUCCGUCUGGAAGUGCCCCUGGCCGAAUUUGGAAGUGGUGUCGAUGAACUUGAGCUCAAUGGCCUCGUUGGCCCUGCCAUCACGUCUGUGUGAGCAAAGACUGUGGGAGGACACGCAUACUUAAAUGGGUUAAAAUACAAUUUUAACUUAAGUGUUUAUUAAGUAUUUAAAAUCAGAGAAAGGUUUAACAGCGUACUCCUCUGUACGUUUUGUGUAAAACUAAGUCUUCCCGCCUUUCUGAGUGUGAGGACACGUUUCUUAGGGCCAACAACGCAACCUUUCACCAUCACAAAAUCAUUAUUUACUUCACCAUAGUGGGGAAAACUCCCCUAAAGAAAGAAAAUCCAGAAAAGAAGACAAUGGAGAAAAAUAUUUUCAUUAGGACAGCUCAGGACACGUAUUGCAUUUUAUUAGGAAGAAAACUAAAAAAACACCUCAACUACCUUUAUUAAUAAACUAAUUUAUCUUUAUUAUCUGUUGUAUGAUUAAGAAACGUAGGAUAUGUUAAAAAAAGACAUACAUUUUUCAUUAAAUGUCAUGUAGGAAUAAUAAGUUACUACAUGCAAAAAUUAUCUGGGGAGGAUCAGCUUAAACACCACCGCCCACAUUUAUUGGUAUCUCUGGUAAAAAUCUGUGUAAAGAAAUUAAUAAAUAAAUCUUUCAUUGCA
Molecule: messenger RNA, 4561 nt
Organism: Girardinichthys multiradiatus
Lineage: Eukaryota; Metazoa; Chordata; Actinopteri; Cyprinodontiformes; Goodeidae
Product: testis-expressed protein 2-like
Exons: 12
Coding region: 454-3372 (972 amino acids)
Cellular component (GO): endoplasmic reticulum
Molecular function (GO): lipid binding
Source: RefSeq, a predicted model, not a curated record